AUGUCUCGCGCCUCCAGCUGGGAGAUGAGGCUCCGGGGUAAGCUCGCUGCUGGAGACUAUAAGCACAGAGGUAACAGGCUGUCCAAGCGAGUUCACAUGCACUACAUCGGAAACCCAACUUGGCAAGUCUUGCCAUCUGGGGAAUUCCAGAUGCACCCUGCGGAGCUACUCCUGGAAUCCGAUAAUCCACCCCCUCCAUCAAUUUUCCUGGAUGAGGUUGAACCAGUUGAACUAUACGACGGACAGUUUGUCUUCUUUCUUCUCUUCAAAGAUAAAGUCGCCGGGGUUAAGGUCCAGACGGGCCUUGUGUUACGUCUGGUGGAAGAUGAGCAACGAUUUCGCAGGAUUGGUGAUUUUGAUGGCUCAAAUCCGAAGGUGCAGGAAACUUUUGAUGCAGUUGAGCCUACCGAGGUCAUCUUGGUGUGA
Molecule: messenger RNA, 426 nt
Organism: Trichoderma breve
Lineage: Eukaryota; Fungi; Ascomycota; Sordariomycetes; Hypocreales; Hypocreaceae
Exons: 1
Coding region: 1-426 (141 amino acids)
Source: RefSeq, a predicted model, not a curated record